GUAAAAAGUUUGGGAGAGGACCAAAAGUGUAUCAUUUUUCGAAGAAUAUGGACUAUUUUGGGUUUUUCUAACAAAAGCAUUUAGGGAAAUUAUGUAGAAGUUAUAUAAAAUUGCGAGUUUUUUAAACCGAAAAACAUUUCGCCUUUCCCGCACAAAAAAUUCACUCACUGAGUGUAGUACAGCAAGCAGAGCGAGCCCUAAUCUGCAAUAAAUUUCCGAUUAAUUCAAAAUUUUGAAAUGUCUUCCCCGGCAGCGCCGACGACCGUCGCCGCCGGUGUCACCAGCGAGGACCGCCAUCAGAACCACAACAAUACGGAGAACUCGGAGGGCGGCACCACCAUGGCGAUGCAGAAGAAGCGAGCACGAAGAGUGAGCUUUGCUGAGAUGACUUCUGUACACUUCUUCGACCGUGAUGAAGAGUACGAAACCCCUCCGGAUCCCUCAGGCAAAGCUGAAAGUAACAGUGAACGUGAAGAGAUAAUAAACCUAGGUUUUGAUCAAUUGGUCGACGAUUCCAAAGAGUCCGAGGACGGAGAUGAAGGAAAUGACGAGGAUGAGGAUGAGGAUGAGGAUGAUGAGAUGGCUUUGCCUAGGUCGUUUUUAAGACCUGCAGAAUCACUUUCUCCUGGCAGUAAUUUUGGUUCUGCUACUUCAAAUGAUGAUGAAGAUAAUUUUUUCGGCCCAGUAUCUCCCAAUUUUAUAAGGCCAGGCCGGCUAUCAGAUUCAGCAGUGUCAGACGAAAAUCAUGAUAUUACUAUGGAUUCAACAGCUUUCUCCAUGCACUUCCGCAGAUUUGUUAGGUCAGAUUCAGGGAUAGAUUUGAAGACCCCAACAGAAGUAUCAUUUGAUGAGAAAACACCGACACAGACCUGUCUAGGUAAUUCCAUGGAACUCACUAUGUCCAAGAAGCUAAUUUCUCAAUCUUCUAUGCCUGUUGCCAAUUUUAGUGGCAUUAGUGAUUCGAGUGACAUGAGUCUGAUUGGAGAAAACUCGAGAAGAUAUGAUUAUGGGAGACUCCCUCCUGAUUUAGAAGCUCUUUUAGCAGAAGGCCAAGAAAAACAUGCAGAUUCUGUUUCAGGAGAUACUAGUGUUUUAGAGUCACCAGCAAGCAAGAAAAUGGAGGUUGGAAGUGCAAUGAUGGAUUUAGGUGGAAAUGGAGAACAAGAAGCAAAUGCAAUUGUUAGUCUUAAUAUGCCACUUGUACCUUUGUGCCAGAAAAUCGACGACACAGAUGAUGGUAAUAAGUUUCGUUCUCGUGCAAUUGAUGCUGAUGCGUUGCCCAUAUCCACUGUUCCAGCUCCGGAUAAUUAUGUUCAUAGAGUAAAUCAGUCGCCGAAGGAGCUAAGUAAAUUUCAAUUGCAGGAUGUUGGUGAAAAUAAUAAGUCUGUCAAGGAUGCUUCUGAGGUGGGAAUUAGUGAAGCCCUAUGUAGUAAUGAUGGUGAGCUUGGUCAAUUUUGUGGGUCCCCGCGUGGCAGGGAAUCUCCGUUGGUUGAUUUAGUGUCCUCUUCACCAGCUACGCAAAGAAUAAUAGUUAUUGGUAGUCCUUCACCUGUCAAACAGAAUUCAAUGGCAGUGUCUUUCCUUGAAGAUCCCAUUUCCUUUUUGAGCAAUGAAAAGAGAGGACCUUGGACAAGUUCAGCGUCCCUCCAGAAGAACAUUUCCAAACUUGAGAGACUUAAGGCUUCUGAACUAUCUUCUCCCCUUGGUGACAGAAUCCCCAAUAUGGACAUCAGAUCCUUAGUGUUUCCAAGAACACCUCCUUUGGAUUCUAUAUUGAAGAAAAGGAACCUACAAAUGGGAGUCAAAUCUCUGGAUUCCUUUAUGACUUGUACAGAGGAGCAAUUUUCAGGUACUUCUAUGAAGGAAGGAAAAAAAAAAAUGUUCACCUCAGGUGGUAGUAGGAGUGAGACUCUUUUAACUAGCGACGAUGUAAUUCCAUGUGAACAAUCUCUGGGCCCUGAAAAGCAGGGGAAAUCUCUCAAUCGGCUAAAUACUGGUUUUCUCCCCGUGGAUCAAGUGUUGAAACCUACAGCCCCUUUGGCUUCAUCAAGGUUUUCUUGGUCGGGAAAGACAAAUGACACUUUUACACCAGAUGACCUCAGGCAGAAGAGAUCGCUGAUUUCUAGAACUGGUUUCCCAUUGGUUGAGUAUCUAGGGCAGGAGAAAGUGACUGCUAUUGCUCAAAAAUUGGUUUUUUCUCCAGAAAAGUCCUUGCAGUCAAAGUCAUCAACAUGGACUGAACAUCAGUCCAGCCCCUUUAAAGAAUCAAAGUUGCAUGAUGAACCCAUGAAGAGCUUAGGCCUAGUGAAAAAUGCAUCUUCAAUAGGUAAUUUGACAGAUGGACAUUCUUCGAAUGCAACGGAUGGCAAUUGGCAUUCUUCCUCCACAUCAACUGAAGAACAGUCUGGUUCACCAGUUGUCGAAGGCAGCAAAGUGUUAAGGCAACCAGACGGGACAUAUAGCAUAGAAGCUAAGCUCCUUGAUCAAAUGAAUGUACUGGAAAGCACUGAGGACUCAAAGAUCUCCAGGGAUGGGAGCUCUCAUCUAUCUUCAGCAAUAUUAGAUGGGAAUUUUCAGAGUGCAAAUGGUCUCCCUAGAUUUGAAAUUGAUCCUCAAGAGCUAAACAAGUCUCCUUUAGCUCGCACUGCUUCUUCCUCUAUUCAGAAUGUAGGCGCGUUGGUGGUUGAAAAGACUCCUGUACAAUGGUCUUCACGAAGUCCACCAGCAAAGGGGUUUCACUUGCUGGCACAAUCCAACACUACAUGUUCCUCUGUAGGUGAAGCUGUGCAAUCUCCCACAUGCAACCACUCAAUUGGCAGACCUAGAAACUCUUCUGCCCAUAAAAGAUGCAGUGAAGAGUUGACAUAUGGAGAUAUGGAACACACAAAUGAAAUUAUCAUGUCUCAAAGUAGCUCGAAACUCCAGAGAGGGGUUGGUAAUAGUCCAGGAAUCUCGGGACGUCCUGAUGAUAGCAGAAAAGAAAUGCUCAGAGCUCAUCUUGAACUCAGACAAUGGAAAGAUAUUAAAUCCAAACGUAUGGAGGGUGCAGAUGAGUGGAUAUCUUUGCCUAAAGAAAGACUUACCAUGCUUACUAUGCCAGCAAUUGAAAUGGUGGAAGACAUUGUCACCCGAAUGCAGAAGGCACAAACAUACGACAUUUUGCACCGUCAAAUUCUCACUCAGAAAACGUUAGUUACCAGUUUUCAGGAGAAAAGAACUUUAGAAGCAAUAAUGUUGUUAUGUCAGCUUGUACAUGAGAAAGCAAAGUAUCACUUGAGGUGUGCGAAGAAGAAGAAACUGCUGGAAAAAUGUCAACUGUUGAACUCUGGAAUUCAGAGGUCCCAAAUGUCAAAAAUCAAUCAUUCACUUCAUAUAACUGUCUCAGGAGUCACCCAGGAUGAUGCUAUUUCUAGUGAGAGCUCAUUAGCCUGUGAAAAGGCUCUGCAGGAGGAGCGUCAUAAUAAAGUGGCCACUAUCAAGGAGGGUUUGGAAGUUUCAGAAAGAAAAGUUGCAAAAUUGGCUAGAUCCUUGCGUUCUUCUUUUAAACUUGAGGGAGAACCAAGUUGUGCCACUACCAUCAUUUCUGUAAAAGAACAUCUAGUGAGGAGAUCGUGUUGUAGAUUCCUACGUCAAGAUAUGCAGAUGUGUGUCAUUCAGAAUGUGAGGAGGCCAUUUGUCAUCCUCAACUAUCUUGGUUUGCUGGUUCAAAGUUUGAAGUUGACUAUUGGUUCAAACUCAAGCAUAAUCAUCUCUAACGAUUUGAAUGAUCAACUAAUCACAAAGAAUUUUCCAAAUAUCAAUGCGUGUGCUGCAUUGCGAUUUGUUUUAAAGGCUGAGAUUUCAAAGAAACUUGGUGCUAGGACUCUGGCGCAAGAAAUGCAGGGAAUAGGUAACAAGUGA
Nicotiana tabacum (common tobacco) is the source of this 3900-nucleotide messenger RNA. NCBI's taxonomy places the organism in Eukaryota, Viridiplantae, Streptophyta, Magnoliopsida, Solanales, Solanaceae. The record is from RefSeq and is a predicted model, not a curated record.